AUGGCGCCCAAGGCAGCUUCUACUCCCACCUCAAACUCCGGCAUUCGCCAACUCAGCAGCGGUGAAUCGAUAAUUCCGGCAUCUACUCGCGCGGACGGGACCGUACGGAAAGAGAUUCGAGUCAAGCCAGGCUACAAACCCCCGGAGGACGUAGAGGUCUACAAGAACCGCACCGCCGAAGCUUGGAAGACUCGAGGGAAAGGUGGUGUCCCUGGAGCCGAAAAGGCCGAGGCUGAGCAGAAUGAUGGGCCUCAAAGUGCAGCUGCGAUUAAGAAUGCCAAAAGGAGAGAGGCGAGGAAAAAGGCCGCUGCGUCGGGCAAGGAAGAGGAGGAGGAGGCAACGGGAGCGGAGGCAAACGGACACGUGGUGAAGACGAACGGUGCUGCAGAGAUUGUUGAGGCAGAGCCAGUCGACCCAGAAGCCGAAAAGGCAAAGGAGGCCAAGAAGCUGGCGAAGAAGUUACGGCAAGCACAGGAUCUGCAGGCGAAGAAGGAAAGCGGCGAUAGCUUGCUGCCUGAGCAAUUUGCCAAGGUCAUCAAGAUCCACGAACUGAUCCGGCAACUGGACAAUCUGGGAUUCGACUCGGAGGGAGUCAAAAAGGAACAAACUUCGAAGCAUGAGAACAGGCCUUGA
Molecule: messenger RNA, 633 nt
Organism: Neohortaea acidophila
Lineage: Eukaryota; Fungi; Ascomycota; Dothideomycetes; Mycosphaerellales; Teratosphaeriaceae
Exons: 1
Coding region: 1-633 (210 amino acids)
Biological process (GO): exon-exon junction complex disassembly
Cellular component (GO): cytoplasm; exon-exon junction complex
Molecular function (GO): RNA binding
Source: RefSeq, a predicted model, not a curated record